Molecule: messenger RNA, 1055 nt
Organism: Diabrotica balteata
Lineage: Eukaryota; Metazoa; Arthropoda; Insecta; Coleoptera; Chrysomelidae
Source: the annotation of a GenBank genome assembly
GUUCGGUGUAAAUUAGUGCAAAAUGAACUACCUGAUUAUUUGUGCAAUCUUGGCUGUUGCUUUUGCUUCUCCAGCAAGAGUGGACGAAGAUGAUGGUCAAUAUCACCCUGACAACAGCGGACAAUAUGCCGGUGAUGGUUCUGGAGCAUAUACAGGUGUUUCAGCUGCAUAUUCUGGUGUUCAAUACCGCCCACAACCAAAAGCAGUAAAUUACUAUUCCGGUGCAUCAUCCCAAUAUAGCAAUGGCCAGUACAGAUCUGAAAGUAAUGAUGAUGGUCAAUAUCACCCAGACAAUUCCGGUGCGUACAAUGGAGAUGGUUCAGGAGCAUACAGUGGUGACGGUUCAGGAGCAUACAGUGGUGAUAAUUCUGGAGCUUAUAGUGGCAACCAAGGAGUUGGCGCCCAAAACUACAGAUAUCAAGGAGCUGCUCAAGGGCAAGUAGCCAGAACCGUAGUGCAACCAACCGUACGUGCGCAACCUGUUCAACUAGUUCAAUCAGUAAAACCAGUUCAUCUUGUCCAACCCGUUCAAUCUAGAUACCAAGGUGUUCACUCAGCUCAAGCUAGACCAGUUGUAGAUAACCGAUCUGGUGCACAAUCUGCAUAUCUUAACAAUGGACAAUACAGUAAUAAUGGACAAUACAGCAAUGGUCAAUAUAAUGUACAAUACAAAAACCAAGAUGGACACAAUAACGGACAAUAUAAAAUCAUUCGUAAAUCAGAAGAAGUUCUUGAAGACGGAUACCAUUACGUCUAUGAAACCGAAAAUGGUAUUUCCGCCGAAGAAGAAGGUCAUCUUGUAGAAAGAGGAACUGAACACGAACAUAUGUUCGUUAAAGGUUUCUACACUUACCCAGGCCCAGACGGUGUAAAAUAUACUGUUGAAUACACUUCUGAUGGUGUAAAUGGAUUCGUUCCUGUUGGCGCCCACAUUCCAACUGCUUCUGAUGCUCAACAACGUUCUGUAGUUCAACAAAAAUAAAUGUAUUUUGUAUAAAACAUAUUAACUACGUUAUACGUAGUAAAUUUGUAAUGUUAAAAGAAUUCAAUAUAAU